AUGUUGGACCGGCAUCUGGCAUUCCGCACGGCAGCACCCAGCGACCUGCAUCGCGUGCAUUCCCUGGAAGAGGCCGGAUACCCGGCUGACGAAGCAGCCUCCCUCGACUCCCUCACCUACCGCAUCCACCAAGCCAGCUCGGUGUUUCUGGUGGCGACACUUGGCAGCGAGCUAGUGGGGUUCGUAUGCGGCACUCAGACGGCCAGGGACGAGCUGGACCAUGCGUCAAUGUUCACACAUGACCCCCAAGGCAUUUUUCGCCUGCGCACAGCGAGAAUGGCUGCAAGGAGCAGGCACCUCAACACGCUCCUGCUGAUGCUGCCGCUGCUCGCCGUCGUAUUAGUAGCUGGUAAAACGCCCGAUGGUGGCAGUGCGGAGCAGCAGCUGCAGCAUGAUCACAGCGGUCUCGAGCCCACGUCCACAGCCCUCGCCCAACUGCGGGGAGGAGUGGCGAGCAGCGGCCGGCUCUUAUCAUCCCAAUCGUCUCCACCUUUGCGGCCCUCCGUCGCCUCGGCCAUCGACUCCUUGUCCCGCUCCCCUUCCCGCUCCCCUUCCCGCUCCCCUUCCCGCCCCUCUUCCCGCCCCACUUCCCUCCCCCCUUCCCGCUCCCCUUCCCCCGCCUCCCCCUGCUCCUCCGUCUGCCCCGGGGGCUAUGAGUUUGAGCCUGUCGCCUCGGGCAUAAAGGACGAUCUGCUGGGCUCCGUGAUUGUUCUCCUGGACGACGUGCCAGACGUAGACACAGACGCAGACACAGACACAGAUACAGACACAGACACAGACACAGGCAGCGAGAGUGGGGCUGGCGAGGAGAGUGGUGAGGACGAGGAUGAUAGGGAGCUUGGGAACGGGCGCGGUGGAGGUGAUGUGGAGGAGGUGGAGAAGGAGACUGAGAGGGAUAACAGUUGGGCGGACGAGUUGAUGGGACAGGGGAAAGGGCAGGAACAAGGGAAGGGGCAGGGACAAGGGCAGGGGCAGGGACAGGGGCAGGGGCAGGGGCAGGGGCAGGGCAAAGGACAGGGGCAGGUGAAGAAGCGGAGUUGCAAAUGCGUGGAGCCAUACCACGUGUCGCUGCUGUUCUCCUUCUGCCCCUCCAACAUCACCCUCUCGCCCCGCCUCAACCCCGCCCUCUCCUCCCCACCCGGCCGCCCUGCCCCAGUUCCUCCAUCAUCCCCUUCCUCGUCCGGUUCCCCACCCGCGCCUGACAGGCGGGCGGCGGACGCUGGCACUGACAGCUUCUUCCCGUGGUUCAAACCCAAAGGACCCAUUGGGCGCAACGACCCACCCCGGUCACAGCUAGACGAGGACGACGAUGAUCAGAGCGUUUCUUAUCAGGGCGACAGGCAGGGAAGGGCAGGGCAGCAGGGGGGUGAUGCAGCAGAGCGGGGAAAUGCUCCUCCGGCAGCCAUGCCUGCUAACCUGCCAGAGCUUGAUUUCCAUUGCCUGCCUCUGCUGCUCCCCUCCUCCCCGCCCCUCUCGAGGAACCCACCUGCCACUGAAGCAGUGCGGAAUGCGACAACAGCAGCGGUGGCGACGCUGUUCGCCCCGCCCGCGCUCGCCCGCUUCGCAGGGAGCAUCAUGGUGCUGCUGGCGCUUAACAUCGCCGCCACCGCCGUGGCAGUCACUCCCGGCGGCCUCACAGGCGUGGACCUUGCGAUCUACCCCCGCCCGGGCUUCGACGGCUUCCUUCCCGAUGAGGAACAGCAGCUCAAAACGCAUCUCGUAGCCAUCGGCCGGGGCGCGUAUGACGUGGAUGUGGGGCCGCGGGGUCCUGGUGCGGUGUGGAACGGUUCUGAGGGUUCCCAACACGGUACUGGUGGGUAUUGGAGACGGGAAAAGGGUUCGGGAAGGGGGAAUGGGAGUAUGGGUGGUACCCCUCCUGGUGGUUCUUGGGCUGAGAAGAUGCCUACCGGGCCUUCUCUCUUUGGGGUGUUCUUUCACGUGGGCGAUGUUACGGUGCCGGCUCCCAACAGCAGCAGCAGCAGCAGCAACGUCACUGGCAACAACAUUGCUGUAAACGACCCUGCUGCUGCUGAAGCUGGAGAAUCCCCUGUGGACGGCUGGCCUGUCCCGAAUGCGGAUUCUUCCAGCAGCAAUGCCACGAGCGCUGCUGAUUCUGCCUCGCCUACCGGCCUCUCCACCCCUCUCAUCGUAGCCAUUGCUCUCGCUGCAGCUGCUGCUGCCGCCACUGCCGCCAUUGCUGCUGUCCUGCUCUUCUGCCCCUCCUCCUGCUGCGGCGGCAGGAGGAAGCACCGCAGGAGUGACAGCGCGAGCAACGGCGGUGGCAAGGGUGGCGGGAAGCUGUUUGGGGCGAAUCUGCGAGUGUUUGGAGGGAAGGGGCUCGAUGGAGGGAUGGUGAAGCUGAAUGGUUUCCGCAAGGCGCUUGGAAGCAAAGCCUUUGCUCGACUCAUCCCUGAUCCAGAAGCCAUCCUCGCUACAGGCGCACUCGAUAUAAGCUACACCGCCAUCGAAGCCGCCACGCACCGCUUCAGUGAGAAGAACCUUCUGGGAAGGGGCACGUUCGGGCGCGUGUAUAAAGCUACACUUCCCAACGGCCUGAGGCUUGCGAUCAAGCGGCUCGACCUGUUCGUUGCUGGGGGGGACGUUGGGCGAGGGGGAGGGACAGGAGGUGGGAGAGUGGGAGGCCAAGCAGGGGUGUCCAGGGAAGCUGCCAGGAAGCUGUUCGUGCAGCAGGUGGGUGGUUUGUCUCUUGUGGUAGAGGCACUCUCUCUUAUACGCUGCCCGCACGUGGUGCCACUGCUGGGCUACUCCACAGAUGGUGUCAGUGCCGUGGAGGCAUUAUCUCUCAUGCGCUGCCCGCACGUGGUGCCGCUGCUCGGCUACUCCACGGAUGGCGUCAGUGCCGUGCUGGCGUAUGAGUUUGUGCCCAAUGGUAGCCUGCACGACCACCUGCAUGGCUCGGGUCGGCUGGACUGGGCGCACAGGGUGAAGAUCGCUGUUGCUGUGGCCAGGGGCCUGCAGAGCCUGCACCAGCGCCUGGUCCCCAUCGGCCCCGCCUGCCCUCUCGCCCACCCCCAUGAAGACAGUGCCUCCCGGGACCCGUCCCACGAGCGCCCAGCAGCAGCAACCGGCCAAUCAGCUUCAUCCACCUCACCUUACACCACGAACCCCGGCUACAGCUCCAACACUGCCCGCCUCACCCCCACCGAUGCCUCUUCUGACUCGCUUCAGAGUGGUGCCAGUGGUGCCUUUGCCUCCCCCCACAGCUCCCUGCCCUCGUCCCUGAGUGGCUCCCCUCACAAGCUGGACACGCUGCAGGAGAGCCCGCUGGAGGGCGAGGGGGACGGGGACGGGGAGGGUUAUGGGGAAGGGGAGGAGGAGUUUCUUGUCUCUGUGGGUCACGGGAAUGGGUGUGGUGACAGCGAUAGCUACAGCAGCAGUGGGGAGUUUGAGAGCGGGGUGGGGAGUGGAGUUGGCGGGAUGGGGAUGGGUGGGGAAGGGGAGGAGGAGGGCGAAGGGGAGGGCGUGGGGGGGAGGGAGGAGGUGGUGGUGAGGGAUGGGAGGCGGUGGGUGCGGGCGGUGCAUGCGAACCUCAAGAGCGCCAACGUCCUGCUUGACAACUCGGGGAAUGCCAAGGUGACGGACUACUGUCUCUCGCGCCUGGCAGAGGACGCUCUUCCCACCAGGCGGGGCGGUAGAGCCACGGGCACGUUCGGGUACCUCGCUCCAGAAGGGGUGCUGUUCGGUGUGAACACGCAGCGCAGCGAUGUGUACAGCUUUGGAGUGAUCCUGCUGGAGCUCAUCACAGGGCGGCGCCCCAUCGACCUCUCCAAGCGACCCGACGAGCAGUCCCUCGUCUCGUGGGCUGUGCCGCUCAUCGACAGGGAUGAGACGCUCGCCAUUGCUGACCCUGCCUUGCGGAACCGCUUUCCACCAACCAGCUUCCACCACCUGGCCACUGUCGCGGCAGUGUGCGUGCAAUCCGAGCCGUCCUUCCGGCCAACGAUGACGCAAGUCCUUGGAUCGCUGGUCCCUCUCAUUGACCUCGCCGAGCAGUGGAAGAGCCAGGGGAAGCCUCAUGCUGGGCCUCUCAAGUCCGCUUCUCCGCCCUCAUCCGGUUUGACGGAGAAUGGUGAGCACGGUCCUGGUGGCUCACCUAGGCCGUCGACCCCGCAUCGCGUGAUCCAAAUCGACAUCGGCCACCCGCCGGCCGUCCGCAAGAAAGCCACCGUCUGGCCGUCAGACAACCCGCUGGAAGACACCCUGUCGUGGGGCUGGCAGAAGGCGGCGGAAACCGACGGCGGAAGCGGCGGCGGCGGAAGCGGCGGCGACGCGGCGGAGAACUGCUUCAUCAACACGCUGGUGGUGGGGGCGACGACGUGCCGCGGCGACGGGCGCGGCGACGAGGAGGAGGUGAACGGGAAGCCGAACCUGGUGAUGAUCCACGGGUACGCCGCCGCGCUGGGGUUCUUCUUCCGCAACUACGAUGCGCUGGCCGAGCACUUCAACGUCUACUCCAUCGACCAGCUCGGGUGGGGAGCAUCUAGUCGCCCCACGUUCACGCCCGCGUCUCCUGAAGAGGCGGAGACAUGGUUCGUGGAGGCACUGGAGGCGUGGCGGAAGGAGAUGGGGCUGCGGCGCUUUGUGCUGCUCGGCCACUCCUUUGGGGGCUUCGUCGCCUCAAGAUACGCGCUCAAGUACCCAUCCCGAGUGCUCCAUCUGGUGCUGGUGGGCCCAGCGGGCUUCAGCCACGAGUCAGCCAAGAUGCAGCACUUCCGCUCCACGUGGAAGGGCUUUGCGUUCCAGUGCUACUGGGACACCAACAUCCCGCCGCAGCAGUUCAUUCGGUGGCUGGGUCCCUGGAGUCGGGACAUAGUGAAGAGCGCCACAGCACAGCGAUGGUCUGAUCUGCCACCACCACAAGAGAACAUGACCCCCGAGCAAGUGGACGCCUUCUGUGACUACAUAUACCAGACGCUAUCAGCGCCCAUGAGUGGCGAGCAGUGCAUGAAAUUCAUCUUCUCCCUCGGAGCCUUCGCUCGCCGCCCGCUCAUCGACAGUGCGGUGCACUGGAAGGCGCCGACAACGUUCAUCUACGGGGAGCAGGACAUCAUGGACCAUCGGGCGGGGUUGGCAGCGGCCAAGCAGAUGCCAGUUCCGGCAGAGGUGUUCAACGUGCGCGAGGUUGGUCAUAUGCUAUUUUUGGAAAAGCCUACCAUUUUCAGGGAUGCCAUUCUGUAUGCGUGCCGAGACAUUCUCCCUGCAAGUUGCUCCACAGUGGAUGCGGCAUGGAAGCAUGUGGAACCUCACCACAUCCCCCUCACUACCUGCCAUAAGAUUCACCUCGAUAUGACAUCAACGGUUCUGAUUGCACCGCAAGGGAACAGUGGCGUGAGAAGAUUAGCCAGCGGCUGGGGGAUUGGUUGA
Molecule: messenger RNA, 5385 nt
Organism: Closterium sp. Naga37s-1
Lineage: Eukaryota; Viridiplantae; Streptophyta; Zygnematophyceae; Desmidiales; Closteriaceae
Source: the annotation of a GenBank genome assembly